Microthlaspi erraticum is the source of this 1053-nucleotide messenger RNA. Lineage: Eukaryota; Viridiplantae; Streptophyta; Magnoliopsida; Brassicales; Brassicaceae. The record is from the annotation of a GenBank genome assembly.
AUGGACGACCCGAACGGAUGUAACCAGAGGAGAAGAGCUCGUCAGAUCUACGAGGAAGAAGACGAUAGCAAAACGAUUCGGCGCCGUCAAGCAAACCAAGUGGUGAACGAACCUCAAAACGACGACGCACAGGCUGAUGGCGACGACGAAGGACUUCCUCUUUCGCUAAGCUUGGGUCCAACAUCGUAUUACUCUCAGAUCCCAACGCCGGCGACGUCAUCGCUUCGUUUAGCACCACCACCGUCGCGUUUUGAUCUACCUCCGACGAUCUGGCAGUCACCUGAUUUUAUGGCGCGGAUGGCUUCGUCUCAUUCUUAUUUCAUGACGUCGCCGCCGAAUAUGUCAUCGUCGUCGCUGAGCAACAAUCUGUACCAGACCGGGUAUCGAGGAUCGCCAACACCGACGAUGCAGUCACCGCUUGGACCGCCGGUUAGUUACUUCCCCCCGUCAGGUUUCGCCCCUCCGUCAAAUCCGACUCCGGCGAGACCAGUGAGAUCAGUAGCCCCCGAGGAUGAGCCACGACGGGGUUCCAGAUCACAAGCGAAAGAGGAUACGAUUCCGCCGCCGUUUCCGUGGGCGACGAAUAAGCGAGGGUGGAUACACAGCCUCGAGUAUCUCGAAUCGAAACAGAUCACCACAAUCACCGGAGACGUACAAUGCAAAAACUGUGAGAAAGUGUAUCAGCUAAGCUACAAUCUGAAGGAGAGAUUCGCGGAGGUUGAGAACAUUUUCGUGACGCGGAAAAGGAUCAUGAGGGAACGAGCUCCUUCGAACUGGACAAAUCCGGAGGCGGCGAGGUGUGAGCAUUGUGGCCGUGAUAAGGCGGUGAAGCCAGUGAUUGCGGAGCGGAAGAGUCAGAUUAAUUGGUUGUUUUUGCUUCUGGGACAGACGUUGGGCUAUUGUACAUUGUCGCAGCUGAAGAAUUUCUGUAAACAUUCAAAGAGCCACCGCACCGGAGCUAAAGAUCGUGUGCUCUACUUGACGUAUCUGGGUCUUUGCAAGAUGCUCGAGCCUAACCGUGAGCUCUUUAACCGUGAGCCGUUUAGGAGGUAA